Chrysemys picta bellii (western painted turtle) is the source of this 729-nucleotide messenger RNA. The record is from RefSeq and is a predicted model, not a curated record. Lineage: Eukaryota; Metazoa; Chordata; Testudines; Emydidae.
AGUUGGAAUCAGACGUUGUAGCUCAUUUCGGGGGGGGACGUCACCCUGAGCUGCCUCUUCCCAUCUCAGCCCGGCAUGAACCUCCAGGACUUGACUCUCACCUGGCAGAAGGAGCGGUCGGGGGCAGAGGCCCUGAUGGUUCAUUGUCACUAUUACGGGAGGGAGCAGCUGGAGAAACAGGAUGAGGCUUAUAGGAACCGGACCCGGCUGGAUCCAGAGGGGCUGGCCUGGGGCAAUGCGUCCCUGACACUGAGGGGCGUCCGCACCCAGGACGAGGGCGUCUAUCUCUGCCACGUCACCUCGGAGCUGGGCUGGACGGCUGAACGCAGGGAGCUGAGAGUGGAAGCACCCUACAGUGAGCCUCAUCUGAUCCUUGACCUCUCGUUUCGGCUGGGCCACACCCUCUUGACCUUCAGCUCGGAGGGCGGGUACCCCCGGGCGAGCGUGGAGCGGAGGGACGGGACGGGAACCAACCUGACAGAGCUCAGCAGUACCACAGAGUCCGUGGACGCCCGGGGCCUUUACACCCUGUGCAGCGAGCUGGCCGUGCCCGUGGGGCAGAGCACCAACCUCACCGUGCUCCUGGUGACAGCACCCGGGCGGGAGACCCACAUACAGCACAUCACAGUGGCAGGAGGACCCGGUGAGUGGGGGAAGGAGGAUGGGAAUUGUCCAGCCAGUGCAGGGCUCUGCCCCACAGCGGGACGUGGGGAGGGGAUUAGUGGAUGA